Vigna angularis (adzuki bean) is the source of this 1337-nucleotide messenger RNA. Its product is annotated as heavy metal-associated isoprenylated plant protein 21. The transcript has 3 exons. The coding region runs from base 846 to 1283 and encodes 145 amino acids. The record is from RefSeq and is a predicted model, not a curated record. Lineage: Eukaryota; Viridiplantae; Streptophyta; Magnoliopsida; Fabales; Fabaceae. Gene Ontology annotation, molecular function: metal ion binding.
UUACGGUUUUUCUUCUAUCCCUUUCCAUCUGUUUGAUGUGGGUCUAAAGAAGAACAACUUUAAACUUUCGGUAGGCAACAAGCAAUAACAUAUCGAGUAAAUCAUUGUGCCAUUUGCUUUGGGAUUGGAUCCAUAAUCAUUAAUCAAUAUUAUUCUUGCGGAAAGUAUUAAACCAUUUUCUUCCUUCCUCCCGCCGUUGCGCCGCUCUUUUAUUUAUAUAUUUCAAUCUUACCACCAUUCUUAUCUCUUUCGGACUUCAAUAAUGCCCAUAUUCGGCCAUCUACCAUAAUUAAUAUAAACAUAAAAUUACAGGAAUGAAGCAAAAUGGGAGCUUUAUAUCAUGGUUUGGUUGAGGAAAGAAAAUAAUUGCUUGUUUACAACUUCUCAUUAGUUUAAACCUGCUUACAACUUUGAUAAUUAAUUUUAACAGAACAGAACAGACUAACUCACGAGCUAACAAAUACAAAACCUUAAUGCUAAUAAGCUGGUUCUAAGAUAUUGAACCAUUCAAUAAUGAAACAGUGGAUAAAAUCAUAUAAUAAAAGGCAUUAUUGGAGCAAUAUGUUAGGGUGAUGUGUCCAAAGGCAAAUCAUAAUCAUUACAGAAAAACUGAAAGACAAUAUAAAUAUAAAGAAUCGAAAAAAAUAAACUGUGAAUAAAAUAUGGCCCUGGCAGAGGCAACACCAAUGCAGCGUUAGAGUUGCUAACCUUUUAAGAACAUAUGUCCCCAUUAAUAAUUACAGUUUAUAAUAUAUAAUACAAUGCUGAAGUACUGAUUUUCCAACUAGUCCUCUCAAUCUAUUAUAUAUAAACCCUAUUCAUUGCUAUCAAUCAGUCAUCACAAAAUGGGUGCACUUGAUUACCUCUCCCACUUUUGCACUGUAACCACCACUAGGACCAAGCACAAACCAAUGCAGACAGUUGAGAUCAAAGUGAGAAUGGACUGCGAUGGUUGCGAAAGAAGAGUCCGAAAUGCAGUCACUUCACUAAAAGGGGUGAAAUCUGUGGAGGUGAACAGAAAGCAGAGCAGGGUGGUUGUGAGCGGAUACGUGGAUCCAAACAAGGUGUUGAAGAGGGUAAGGAGCACAGGGAAGGUGAGAGCUAAGUUUUGGCCAUAUGUGGAGCAGCAUCUUGUGUACUAUCCAUAUGCCACAGGAGCAUAUGACAGAAGAGCACCUUCUGGAUAUGUCAGAAACGUUGUGCAGGCCUUUCCAGAUCCUCCCCAAGACAACUUUCUCUCCUUCUUCAGUGAUGACAACGUCCAUGCAUGUUCCAUCAUGUAAUCCAUUACCAUCUCCCUCAAAUCAAAUAAAACAAUAACCUUCUACUCUUCUUCA